This is a messenger RNA of Lodderomyces theae, 948 nucleotides long. RefSeq names its product lipid-binding protein (gene LSP1). Gene Ontology annotation, molecular function: lipid binding. Lineage: Eukaryota; Fungi; Ascomycota; Pichiomycetes; Serinales; Debaryomycetaceae. Bases 1 to 948 code for a protein of 315 amino acids. Gene Ontology annotation, biological process: negative regulation of protein kinase activity; endocytosis; eisosome assembly. The record is from RefSeq and is a predicted model, not a curated record. The transcript has a single exon. Gene Ontology annotation, cellular component: eisosome filament; plasma membrane.
AUGCACAGAACCUACUCAUUAAGAUCUAGCAGAGCUCCUACUGCUUCCCAAUUGCAAGCACCACCACCACCACCUUCUUCCACCAAGAGCAGAUUCUUUGGUAAGGGUUCCAUCUCUCACUCUUUCAGAAAACAAGCUGCUGGUGCUCUUGGUCCUGAAUUGGCCAGAAAGUUGGCCAUUUUGGUCAAGAUGGAAAAGAACUUGAUGAGAUCCACUGAAAUCACUUCAAGAGAAAGAAAAGAUGUUGCUAAACAAUUGUCCCUUUGGGGUGAAGGUAACGAUGACGAUGUUUCCGACAUUACUGACAAGUUGGGUGUUUUGAUUUACGAAAUUGGUGAAUUGGAAGAUCAAUUUAUUGAUAGAUAUGAUCAAUACAGAAUUACUUUGAAGAGUAUUAGAGAUAUCGAAGGAUCUGUUGAACCUUCAAGACAAAGAAAACAAAAGAUUACUGACCAAAUUGCUUACUUGAAGUACAAGGAUCCUCAAUCUCCUAAAAUCAAUGUGUUGGAACAAGAAUUGGUUAGAGCUGAAGCUGAAUCCUUGGUUGCUGAAGCUCAAUUGAGCAACAUCACUAGAGAAAAAUUGAAGACUGCCUUCAACUAUCAAUUUGACUCUAUUAGAGAACAUGCUGAAAAGAUUGCCUUGAUUGCUGGUUACGGUAAAGCUCUUUUGGAAUUGUUGGAUGAAAGUCCUGUCACUCCUGGUGAAACUAGACCAGCUUAUGAUGGUUACGAAGCUUCUAAACAAAUUAUUAUCGAUGCUGAAAAUGCGUUGGCUUCGUGGACUUUUGACUCGGCAGUUGUUCGUCCAACUUUAUCUUUGGCUGCUACUCAUGAUGAUGAGGAAGGGGCUUACCAUGACGAUGAAUUGGCUCAUGAGACUGAAAACUUGAGAAUUGCUGAACAAGACUUUGAUCAAGGUCAAGCAGCCGUUGCCGACCACGCUUAA